UGAGGAUGUGGUGGAAAAUAUAAGCAGAAGUCAACUUGUGAAGAAGGGCCUAUGGGCAAGACAGAAAUAUCCAGUACAGAAACAUUUCUGGUUGUCACGUGGAAGAUGAUUGGAGGGGAAGGGUUAGGAGUCUACAGCAUAUAGGCCAGGGGAGAAACCAUGCAGGUCUGAACUUGAAGAGGCAGUGGGAUGGAGCAGCUGAGAAAUCCUUCCUAGCUGGCAAGAUCACCUGUUUCCUCCAUUGCCUCUGACCUUUGAGUAUAGCCCUUCCUGUUCCAGAAAGGGAGUGCCUUUGGCCUAGAUGGGAAUAACAGAUAAUUUGCUUGAACACCCCUUUUGUCAAUUGUGACUCUCCCUUUAGCAGUGAGACAAAGUGGAGGAAGUAGGAAGAAUCUCUGCAUGUCUAUACCUCUUCCACUUGAGUCCUGUCCUAUCCAGAGCAGGUGAAACCAGGCCACUGUCCUUUGCCCCAUUCUCUGCAGGUGGCCAGAAUGGAGCUGUGGCCCGGGGCAUGGACGGUGCUGCUGCUGCUGCUCUUGCUGCUUCUCUUCCUGCUGCCCACCCUGUGGUUCUGCAGCCCCAGUGCCAAGUAUUUCUUUAAGAUGGCCUUCUACAACGGUUGGAUCCUCUUCCUGGCUGUGCUUGCCAUCCCUGUGUGUGCCGUGCGAGGACGCAACGUUGAGAACAUGAAGAUCUUGCGUCUAAUGCUGCUCCACGUCAAAUACCUGUAUGGGAUCCGAGUGGAGGUGCGAGGGGCCCAUCACUUCCCUCCCUCACAGCCCUACGUUGUAGUCUCCAACCACCAGAGCUCCCUCGACCUGCUUGGAAUGAUGGAGGUACUGCCAGGCCGCUGUGUUCCCAUUGCCAAGCGUGAACUACUAUGGGCUGGCUCUGCUGGGCUGGCCUGCUGGCUGGCAGGAGUCAUCUUCAUUGACCGGAAGCGCACAGGGGAUGCUAUCAGUGUCAUGUCUGAGGUUGCCCAGACCCUGCUUACCCAGGACGUAAGAGUCUGGGUUUUUCCUGAGGGAACAAGAAAUCACAAUGGCUCCAUGCUGCCCUUCAAACGUGGCGCCUUCCAUCUUGCAGUACAGGCCCAGGUUCCCAUUGUCCCCAUAGUCAUGUCCUCCUAUCAAGACUUCUACUGCAAGAAGGAGCGCCGCUUCACCUCGGGGCGAUGUCAGGUACGGGUGCUGCCACCAGUGCCCACAGAAGGGCUGACACCAGAUGAUGUCCCUGCUCUGGCUGACAGAGUCCGGCACUCCAUGCUCACCAUUUUCCGGGAAAUCUCCACUGAUGGCCGGGGUGGUGGUGACUAUCUGAAGAAGCCUGGGGGAAUGGGCGAAGCCCGGCUGUGAGCUUCUCUCCCAUCUGUCCCCAUCUUCUGCCCCACACCUACCAACCCAUUGGCCCUAAAGCAGGGGCACUCUUCCUCAUUUCCUUUCUCCCCAUUCAUUCUCCUCUUCAGAAUCUUCAAAUUCUGAUGUGAAAGUACGUACAAUUGUCACUCCCUAUCCCUUCCUGGCCCCAUCCAGGGACUCUCCUGCCUAGGUGCAGUCUUCAUUCUGAUCCUCACCUCCUGCCAUCUUGUCUGUGGGAUAGUUGCCUCCCCUUCAACUUGAGUGGCUCAUUGUACACAAGGGUGGGGAAUAUUCCAUCCCAUCCCAUCCCCAGUGGACUCUUCCUUUGCUGUCUUCUCUCCCUCUCCAUCCCACAUUGGCCAGUAGACUCAUCCUGUCUGUGGAACAAUUCAUCCCCCCAUGCCUAAGUUCAUGGGUUCAGUGGACUGAUCCAUUUGUGGGGACAACUCCUCACUCUGGCUGGAAGCUGAUACCUGGAACACUCCUCCCAGGCUCAUCCUGGGAAUCUUCCUCAGCACCUUCAUCCUCCCUCCCCGUGGAGCCCCUAUCUGUAGGGGCUGGACUCUUCUAACUCAGAGGUCUCAUCCCUCCCUUGCCAAGAUGCCCAGGGUUGAGCACACACUCCUGGAUGCCAAUUUGGUCUCACAUUUCUGCUUCCCCCUGUCCCCAUGGUACAGUCCUUCAGUAGUCCUGAUCCAACCCAGUCCCCUAUUGUCCCCUGUACCAUCCCAACCAGACACAGGGGAAAGAGGCAGAUAUCAGAUUCUGCACUCACUGAACCCUGGGGAGUUGGGGAAAGGAACUGGACCCUGGCCAGAGGGGAGAGGAGGUUGUUUAAUUUAUUUCUUUCUUUUGAGGCUUCCCCCUCUCUGAGCCAGUUUUCAUUUCCUCCUGGUGGCAUCGGCCACUCCCUGCCUCCUACUCCAGUCCUGUUUCCUCAGCCCAGGAGGUGGGCUAGGAGCAAAAGGAGAGGCUGGCACCCAGUUUUUCAUGGUUGGUUUUUAUUAUCUGGAUAACAGCAAGCAACUGAAAAUAAAGAGAGAGAGAGA
Molecule: messenger RNA, 2407 nt
Organism: Urocitellus parryii (Arctic ground squirrel)
Lineage: Eukaryota; Metazoa; Chordata; Mammalia; Rodentia; Sciuridae
Gene: Agpat1
Product: 1-acylglycerol-3-phosphate O-acyltransferase 1
Biological process (GO): phosphatidic acid biosynthetic process
Cellular component (GO): membrane; endoplasmic reticulum
Molecular function (GO): 1-acylglycerol-3-phosphate O-acyltransferase activity
Source: RefSeq, a predicted model, not a curated record